Molecule: messenger RNA, 306 nt
Organism: Bipolaris zeicola 26-R-13
Lineage: Eukaryota; Fungi; Ascomycota; Dothideomycetes; Pleosporales; Pleosporaceae
Exons: 1
Source: RefSeq, a predicted model, not a curated record
UUAAAAGCGUUUACUUUAGAAGUAACAGUUAUACCUUCUUCUUUUUCUAAUUAUGCUCAUUGUUUCUUAGAACAAUAUUUCUUAUUAGAUAAAAGAUUUAAUCUUAAUACUCACAAGAUAGUAAAUUUCAGAGUUAAUCAAGGAUUUAAAAUUUAUUUAUACGAUAAGGAUUGCAAAACUUUAUAUUAUUCUAGUAAUUCAUUAAAUGCUUUUUGUGCUGACCUGGGUAUACACCACUCUUCUUAUAAAAAACACGUAGCUAAUAAUGAACCUUAUUUAGGCUAUUUCCGUAUAUCUAAUUACCUU